This is a messenger RNA of Scophthalmus maximus (turbot), 1558 nucleotides long. Its product is annotated as cornifelin homolog B. Bases 160 to 540 code for a protein of 126 amino acids. The transcript has 4 exons. The record is from RefSeq and is a predicted model, not a curated record. Lineage: Eukaryota; Metazoa; Chordata; Actinopteri; Pleuronectiformes; Scophthalmidae.
GUGCGUGACGUGAUGAGUUCAGGACCAACCAGUUGUUCUUGUUUGUCUCUCAGGUGUUUGUGCGUCUGCAGAUAUUCGUCGUGACAGUUGCUCAGUUCAGACGUCAGCUGUGAUAGAACCAACGACUCUGAGCUCUCGCAUCAACUCUACGACGCCGUCAUGUCCAAGCUGGUGAUUCAUCAGCCUCAGCCUAUGAUGGACGUCCAAGACUCCGACGAGUGGGGAUCUGGGAUCUGUGACUGCUGCCAAGACGUCCCCGAGUGUUGUUUUGCCUUCUGGUGUUGUCCCUGCUUCGCCUGUAAGAUCAGCAGAGACUACGGACAGUGUCUCUGUCUCCCCCUGCUGGACACGUUCGGCUGCAUCCCGCCCGUCACCAUGUCCAUGAGAGUUUCCAUGAGGCAACGUUAUGGAAUCAAGGGAACCAUGUGUCGGGACUGUGUCCACGCGACCUGCUGUAACCCCUGCUCCUGGUGUCAGAUGUCCAGAGAGAUGAAGAGGAGACAGAUCCACGUCCUUCUGGUCGGAGCCAAGACCACAUGACCUCUGUCGCAUGUUUCAACAAAUCACUUCUACUCAUUUUCAUCUUCGCAGCGUGAUGAUUGAAGCCCUUUGAAAAAGACUCGUGAUUUAAAGGCCAAAGUUCUGACUGAAUGUACGGAAGUUAUUAUUAUUUCUGUAAGAAAUACAUUUUAAAAAGAGUUGAAUUUUAAUUGAGUUAUGACCAGAGUCUUUUGUAUAAGACUAAAAUUCUUUACUUUUAAUUUUUACCUACACCAAAACUUAUGUGUCGGGGAAUCUGGUUACAUGAAGCAGGAAAACACAAACUACGUUUCUGUUAUAGAAUAUUUGUACUUUGUUUAUAAAUGCUAGCUCAUAGUUUUCUCAGAACAAUAUUCACGUGAUCAUACAUUGAAAUAUUAAUUGAUUAUUUGGGGGACAAAAAAUCCCAAAUCAUAUUCUUGUGUAAAUAUCAAUUUAAAACGUUUCCUCCGUGAUCUGCUGCAGUGGAGGAUGAUAAACACAAAGACACUUGAUGUGUUGCUGAAGGUUCGUGUGGAUGAUGAUGUCAUGAAACAUAAUCAAUGUUCAUAUUGAUUGAAGACCUUAAAACAUGUAACUUCUUUAGUUCUGAUCAAACAUCCUCAGAAACCUGUUUUAUAGAAACAUUUGAGAUUAUAUAUAUAUUUAUGGAAAUUUUAUCUUUUAUCAAACUAAUUUACUACAUUUAAAAAGCUACAUUGAUGAUUUUGACAUAGUUAUAGUUUUUUUACUUUAUUGCUUUUAACUAUUACAGAUGUAUCUUUUUUAAUUAUUGAUUUACUUUCAAAAUGAAUUAAAAUGUCAACAGUCUGCUGUUAUGUCUUUGUGUAUUUGCGACACAUGUAAAUAUAAAAUGUAGGAACACAACGCGUCCAUUAGGUGGCGCUCUACUCUUGACUACAGCCCUGGAGGUUGAGGUGAAGUUGGGUCACAGCGUCUCAGACCAAUGACGUGGCUCCCUUCUGUCACGUGUGUACACAUGAUGUCGAAUUGGUGAAUAAUUAAAAUAUAUAUCUCA